CGUUGUCAUUCGAUCGUCGAAGCGAUUAGUGUGAAGACGGACUGACACGUGUGAUACCUUCGUAUUUUCGUCGCCAAUUAUUAUUUUUUCACCUUCUCACAAGUAUAAUGCGUGUAAAGAGCGUACCACGACAUCUGCCUCGCAAAGAUAACAGUCAAGGACAUGCGAAAGCAAAAAAUGCAGCGCUGGAUUAUUUCUCGACAAAAAAAUUCGAAGGAAGCGGGUCUUCUUGCAUGAAAACUGUCCAUUUCACAAACUAUCACGAUAUUGCUCAAGAGAUAGAUUUGGUUGCUCAUAAACAGAAUACAAUUCCACAUAACAUUUUCGAAAAGUGGACACCAUUUUCGAUAGAAGGAAAAAUCGAAGCCGUGGAUCUUUCUGUAAAGAAUGGCUUAAGCGCCCCUAUCGCAGGCCCAUCCGUCGAAGGUAACAAAUUCAAGGAUACGUACCUCUAUCAAAUAAUGACAGAUCCGAAUUUCUUGAAAAAGAUCAUACGCGAAAAGCAAGCUUCAAAGAGCUCUUGUCCUUAUUGCAAGGAAGAGUUCAAUAGCGAGAGCGAAGUUAAAAAACAUUUGAACGUACAAGCGGACGAUACGAAUCAGCUGACUUGUUGCGCUUGUGGUAAGUCAUUUGCACAGAAACGUUAUUUAAGGUAUCACCAAAGGUGUCACUCCGAACGCAACAAAUUCGCCUGUGAUAUUUGUACACGAAAAUACUCCAGACUUGAUAAUUUAACGCGGCACAAUAUUUUUCACACUAAUCCGGACAAAUUUCCGUGUAAUAGUUGUGAGCGGACAUUCGCGCGCAAAGACUUACUCAAUAAGCACCUUAGAUGUCACGAAAAUAAGUAUAAAUUUCACUGUGAUACGUGCCAAAAGUACUUCAAGGGACCGAUUUCAUUGGAAAAUCAUAUUAAAUUGUUUCACUCUAGUCCUGAUAAGCGAAGCGGCGCCGACUCAUUUUAAACGGACUUCUCCGUUCAUCUCCAUAUUCAAUAGCUUAUACAACAAUAUGUCGUUAUUAAUGUUAAAAUUAUUGUAUGUAAAGUUUUUAAGAGGUGCAAUGUGAUACGAAAUAUAUAAUUGUUUGUUGACGGUUAAGAAACAUCGGCAUGGCAAAUAAAGUGUGUUUUGUCGUUUUGGCAAGAAUGCGCCCACUAUAUUUGUGACAAAGUAUUUAUUAAGUUUAUACCAGUUUAUUAUAUGUUUAAUAAAAAUUGAUUGGAUGAAAGA
Ceratosolen solmsi marchali is the source of this 1232-nucleotide messenger RNA. Its product is annotated as gastrula zinc finger protein 5-1. Gene Ontology annotation, biological process: regulation of transcription by RNA polymerase II. NCBI's taxonomy places the organism in Eukaryota, Metazoa, Arthropoda, Insecta, Hymenoptera, Agaonidae. The record is from RefSeq and is a predicted model, not a curated record. Gene Ontology annotation, molecular function: DNA-binding transcription factor activity, RNA polymerase II-specific. The transcript has 3 exons. Bases 108 to 965 code for a protein of 285 amino acids. Gene Ontology annotation, cellular component: nucleus.